Strigops habroptila (Kakapo) is the source of this 916-nucleotide messenger RNA. It is a transcript of the gene FOXP3, whose product is annotated as forkhead box P3. The record is from RefSeq and is a predicted model, not a curated record. Bases 1 to 870 code for a protein of 289 amino acids. NCBI's taxonomy places the organism in Eukaryota, Metazoa, Chordata, Aves, Psittaciformes, Psittacidae. Gene Ontology annotation, molecular function: DNA-binding transcription repressor activity, RNA polymerase II-specific; RNA polymerase II cis-regulatory region sequence-specific DNA binding. Gene Ontology annotation, cellular component: nucleus. Gene Ontology annotation, biological process: regulation of transcription by RNA polymerase II. The transcript is spliced from 11 exons.
AUGGCGGGGGCCCGGGACCCCCCCCAGGAUCGCCCCACGGUGCUGACCCACGGGGACCCCCAGCACACGCAGGUGCCGCCCAAGGGGGGGUCGUGCCCCCCCCUCCUGCACAUCCACCACCCCGGGGUGCUGGUGAUGAGGACACGGCUCCCCCCGGUGCAUGGUCUCCCCACGUUUGAAUGGGGCCCCAAAGACCCCCCCGCCCGUGACCGAGCCCCUUCGCCCACCCCCCCCUGCAAUGACCCCCCCCCCCCCCCCCAAUGGAUGUGCCCCCCCCCAAGGGCUCCCCGUUGUGACCUGGGGGGGGUGGCUCAGUGCCUGCGGCAGCUGGAGCGCAUCCAGGAGCUGGAGCAGCAGCUGGCUCGCGAGCGCCACCGCCUGGGGCUGCUGCAGGCGCAGCUCAUCCGGAGGGGCCCCCCCAUUAUGGCCCCCCCCGGGAAGGGUCAAGUUGGGACCCCCCCAAUUUGGGGUCCCAAAGCAGAGGGGGAGCCCGAGCCCCCCCCCCCGGGGCACCCAUUGGAGCAGGGGGGGCUCUGCCCAGAGCUGGAGCAUUACAGGAUCAGCACUGCCCGCCCCCCCUACACCUAUGCCAUGCUCAUCCGCUGGGCCAUCCUGGAGUCCCCCCAGCGGCAGCGGACCCUGGGGGAGAUCUACCAUUGGUUCAGCCACAUGUUCGGCUACUUCCGGCACAACACAGCGACCUGGAAGAACGCCGUUCGCCACAACCUGAGCCUGCACAAGUGCUUCGUGCGGGUGGAGAACGUGCGCGGGGCCGUAUGGACCGUGGAUGAGGCCGAAUUCAGGCGCAAACGGGGCCAACGUUACCCCAGGGACUGCGACAUGAAGUGCUUUAUGCCCCCCCAAAGUUAAGGGGGGGGGUCCCCCAAAUCACACUGGGGUAGACGGGAAAUGGAGG